Messenger RNA from Labrus mixtus (cuckoo wrasse), 5914 nucleotides. RefSeq names its product cadherin-24-like. Gene Ontology annotation, molecular function: cadherin binding; calcium ion binding. The transcript has 14 exons. NCBI's taxonomy places the organism in Eukaryota, Metazoa, Chordata, Actinopteri, Labriformes, Labridae. Gene Ontology annotation, cellular component: adherens junction; plasma membrane; catenin complex. Bases 384 to 4154 code for a protein of 1256 amino acids. The record is from RefSeq and is a predicted model, not a curated record. Gene Ontology annotation, biological process: adherens junction organization; multicellular organism development; cell morphogenesis.
AGAGCGAGCGAGAGAGAGAGAGAGCGAGAGAGAGAGAGAGCGAGAGAGAGAGGGAGAGAGAGAGGGAGAGAGAGAGGCUGAGCGGACACACCAAGAUGAGCUCAGAUGAACCUCGGCAUCCUUUCCCACGUUGGAUCAUUUCAGCUCCGUUAAACCGGAGAGGCAUCACCGGAGCAGCUCUGCAAACACAAACACGGUGAUCCCGUGCAGCAUGCAUCCUACAAGAGAAAAUGUGAGAAAAGAAGGCGGAAUGAAGACUCACUCUUUGGAGAAGAAACAGAAAAAGGAAGAAGAGACAAAGCAUAAGAAGACAAGAUGGACCGUCAUCUGAUAACCUGUUCAUCAGUUUUUUCUUGGAGAGUAACUGAUCAGUCAUUUUAGCCAUGGCACCACACAUUGUGCUGCUUCUUCUUUUGUUUUUCAAAGAGGAUAGAAAUGGUGCCGUGCUCGGUAACAGUGUUUUGGAAGAACAGCAGGAUUCACCGGUGACAUCAAGUAGAACACAAGCUUUACCUCAUCUGGAGAACUUUUCUGGAAGUUUAGAAGAACUGGCAAGCCCUCAAAAUGUGGCUUUUAGACUUAAUGACAGGAAACGUAAUGAUUCUGACAUUAGGGACAACAUAAGGAGGCAAACAGUCACGCUGAAACACCCUGGAUCUGCUGCCAAAUCCAUAAAACCUAAACAUAGCCGUGAACUCGCUCUGAACCACCAGAAAAGAAGCAAUUUGACUAAUGGAGAGCUUGAUGGUGUAAUUAAUGCUCCCAGUCAUGAUGAGACGAACGCUCUUCAGACUGAGACACACUCGGAGGCAGGUGUGGAUGAAGUUGUGCCUGAGAGGACAGAAAGAGGGUCUAACUGGGUCACGGGGGAUGAGGACGGUCGGCCGGAGCUUCAGGCGGAGCCUCACUCUCGCCACAGGAGGAGCUGGCUCUGGAACCAGUUCUUUGUGAUCGAGGAGUACAGAGGGCCUGAGCCAGUGCUCAUCGGACGGCUUCACACUGACAUGGACAGGGGAGACGGACGCACUAAGUACACAUUGGAGGGAGAGGGAGUGGGCUCAGUGUUUGUCAUCGACAGCAACACAGGAAACAUUCACGUCACCAAGUCCCUGGACCGCGAAGAGAAGGACCAGUACCGACUCAUCGCCACGGCUACAGACCGUCAGACCGGCCGAGCCCUUGAGCCUUCUUCUCAGUUCAUCAUCAGAGUCCAGGACAUCAACGACAACCCGCCCGUUUUCCCCAAUGAACCUUACGUCGCCACGGUGCCGGAGAUGGCCAACAUAGGCACGUCCAUAAUCCAGGUCACAGCCAGGGACGCAGAUGAUCCCACGUAUGGAAACAGCGCCCGGCUGGUGUAUGCCAUCACUCAGGGCCAGGACUAUUUCUCUGUGGAUCCGCAGACAGGCAUCCUGCGGACAGCGGCACCUGACAUGGACCGGGAGACUCGUGAUGAGUAUCAGGUCAUCCUCCAGGCCAAAGACAUGGGGGGGCAUCUGGGCGGAUUAUCAGGGACCACCACCGUCACUGUGAGGCUGACUGAUGUCAACGACAACCCCCCUCACUUCAGACGGAGUGCAUGGUCAUUCUCUGUGUCGGAGCUGGCAGCACCAGGUGUGGAGGUGGGUCGACUCACCGCCGCUGAUCCCGAUCUGGGAGAAAAUGCACAGCUGGAGUUUACCAUCCUGGACGCCGAGGAGGCCGAAACAUUCAACAUAACCAGCAGAGACCAAGAGGCUGUCAUUGUGCUCAACAAGCUGCUGGAUUAUGAGACACGCAAUUCGUACACUUUUGCCGUGGAGGUUGCAAACCCUUUAGUAGAUCCCCGUUACCUGAGGAACGGUCCCUUUAAAGACCAGGCGACAGUCCGGGUCAUGGUCCUUAACGCUGAUGAGCCGCCUCGAUUCUCCCAGGCUCGGUACCAUCUGGACGUGUCGGAGAACUGCCCCCCUGUCUGCUCAGUUGGCCGGGUCUCUGCUACAGACCCGGACACGGGGCAAGGCACCAACAUCAGGUACUCCAUCGAUCCCCAGUCAGACCCUGAGGCUCUGUUCCGCAUCGCCUCUGACACAGGCUUUAUCAGCACGGUGAUGGAGUUAGACCGUGAGCAGGAGCAGUGGCAUAAUAUCACAGUCAUCGCCACACAGAGGGACAAUCCAAAUCUUGUGACCAGGGUUGUGGUUGCUAUAGAGACAAUAGACCAAAAUGACAACGCACCAGAGCUGGACCGAGACUACACAACGUCUGUGUGUGAUUCCAGUGCCCCCGGUCAGGUAGUUCAGGUCCUGCGAGCCAUCGACAAGGACCAAGGAGGUCAAGACACCCCGGUUCACUUCAGCAUCCCCCCAGAGUCCAGCUCCGCCCUGAACCUUUCCAUCAGGGAAUCUGGAGGUGUGACAGCCAGCCUGGUUCUGCAGUCAGCCUUGGAGCCCCUCCCUGGCUUCUCCUCAUCCUUACUCACCCUCUACGUGCCAGUUGUGCUUCGCGACGGGGCCUCGGGUCUGACCAACACUGGCACGGUCACUGUGACCAUUUGCCCGUGUCUGCGGGGGGGCAUGCAGACAGAGGACCGGGGGACGCAGAGGGACAGGCGAUGGGAGAGACACAUGGUUUGCCUCCCCAUGCCGUCCUCCUCUGCAUCUCUCAUUUUCAGUCUGGUCACCUUAUUGGCGAUGCUGGCGUGUGUCACAACUUUGCUGGUGGUGUGUGCACUCUCGCUGUCAUUGCGCCAUCAGAAGCGAGACUCCCACUCGCCCUUCGAGGAGGAUGAUGUCAGGGAGAACAUCAUAUCCUAUGAUGACGAGGGGGGAGGGGAAGCAGACACCUCAGCUUUUGACAUCACGGCACUGCAGAGCAUGCACAGAAUGCAGCACAUGCACAACAACAGGAACAUAUGGUACACCCCGCAGAAUCCUCCAAGGGCCAGGACGUACAGCUGGAGUCGUAACCCGCGCCCCGGCUUGAGCCCUCAACAGCGGCCGGGCUCCGCUCCGCUCUACGGCCGCCUUUGUUACGGCCUCCACACACUGCCUGUUCUCAGAGAUUAUCCAGUCGGACCUCUGGAGGCGGGUGUGCAGCUGACGCAGCUGACCCACAGGCUCAAUGGAGGUCAUCUCGGCAGCUCCCUGGUGAUCCCCAACCAGAACACCUUUGAUCCUCUGCUGCGCUCUCCCGAGAUCAGCACUGGUUGUUAUAAAGCAGAGCACAUGCUGGCGACGAGCAAAAUCACAGACAGACAGGAGGGCAGUGAAGCGAACACAGCCGACACAAAAGAGCAGCAGGAUCUGGCCAAGAUAAAACCGACAGAAACAGAGUCGACACCAGCCGGCGACUCUGCAGAUCUGUCCCACUGUGACCCAAAUGAGUCUUCAUGCCAAAGUCACACCAGCUCCUCGUCAAACCAGCACGAGGGGCGGCCGGGGUCAUCGCAGACCCAGAUCAGCACCGGAGCCACCAGCUGCACUUUGGAUGACAUUGAUACUGACUCUUCUAUUCCCUCUGUUUCCGAGCGAAAUUAUUCAAAUGGAGGUCAAACGAGUUGUGUAAAGCCUCCUGUUUACCUGCCAGGAGACACGUACAGCAUCGUGGGCUCGCUGAAUCCCAACAACAGAGGGACAUGUUCCAACGGGGUGAGUAGUGGUGGCUUGUUCCCGGCGGGGAUGCAGCUACUGAACAUGUGCAAACUCCAGGGGAAGGAUCUGACCUCGCAGCCUUUGUCCUUAACUGGGGGGCUGUUUGGCAACAACACGGGCUGGGCAUGCGGGGCGGAGAGCGCGAGAGGAGAGGCGGCCAACCCGCAGCCUCUCCGGAUGGAAGACCUCCUGAACAUCCGUCUGGACCAGGUCACCUUUGACCUGUCGCAGCCGCCAUAUGACUCACUGCAGACUUACGAGUUCGAGGGUCGUGACUCACGCGCUGAGUCACUGAGCUCGCUGGAGAGCGACGGGGAGAAGGACGAGGGGAAAGUGGUGGGAGGGAUGGAGGAGUUAAACCAGAAGUUUCAGAGGCUGGUGGAGAUUAUUCGAGAGAGAGAGAGAGAGAAGGAGGGAGACGGGGGAGAGACAGGGGGAGGAGAGACUGCUGAGGCGCCUGACGAUGAGACUCAUAAACAAAAGGAGGACGAUGAAAAACAACAACAGAGAUGGGAUUUCUAGUCUGCAAUAAAGGGAAAAGUUAGAGAGAGGAGUGGGGCUGUUGACAGUGAUGGAUUUUCAAAACAGCAGGGUGGAUAAACACACAGACUCUGACAGAAAUCUUCUUGUUUGGCCCCCCCCCUGCAGGGGAAAAAUCCAGGAGUUCGACAGCAGAGCGAAGAUUUGUGUUGGCAUCAGUGCACAGCGUAUAGUUUUCACCUCCACAGUCUUUGUAGAAAUGCAUAUGGAUCUGUCACUUUUCACACUGCUCAUGUAGCUGACAUUAAUAAUGCACUGGAGCUUUCAAAGCUUAAAGUUAUGAAAAAUUAACUUUUUUUAAAUAUUGAUUCCGAGCCCUGAAAGCUGCAUUGUUAGAAAAUGGGCCUCAUUAAAUAUUGAGCAGAAUUGUGAUAUUUAAUAUUGAUAGUUUAAUAUGGACAUGCUCUUUGGAAAUCCCUGGAAUUUGAAUGAAGCUUCUGAAUUGGGAGAGUUUUAAACAGUACAGCACUGUCGAUGAUCUACACUGCCACGUGUUCACAGAGUCUGUUUGUGAGUCCGAGUGUGUUUCAUUUCUUUUCUGUAGCUCAGCAAGUCUAAAUGUUCAACACUUCAAUACUCUUAGAUACCAUGUGACACAAUACAGUCUGUUAUUUUAAUGAUCUAUAGUACAUUAUAAUACCAAAGCUUUUUUUUAAAUCCAUCUUUUUUAAAGGACAGGUACGCUGGAGAGGAAUGAGUCCAUCAAUCCUCCUCCUGCACACUGUCUAAAGGCACAAAACAUGGGCAACAUGCAUGUUUUUGUGCAAUUAAGAACAAGAAAUGAUCCAAUUUAUCGGUUACCCAGGACUUGUGUUUUUGUUGCUGUUGUAUCUGAACAGGUAUCGUUUGAUUUUUACGAGAGCCGAGUUGAAGUUUUAAACUCUGGUAUCAUGAUGACUGAGUCUUCAUCACAUCAGCAGAGUCCACUCACUAUUAGGGGGUGUCACGAUUCUGAUUCUUUACAGAAAAUGAAGGGUGAUUAAAAUGUAGGGUCAGUGUUUAAUUCAUUUGGCACAAAACACAAAAGCUGCAGGCUGAAAGCUAAUCUGAGUUUACUGUCGCUUUAGCCUGCAGGUGCACUUUCAGAGACACCCUGGUCACUGCCAGAGUCAGAGAUGUAUUGAAACAACAGAAACAAGUUCAGCACAACCCCGAAAAUCCUCCUGUUCCCUGAAGGCAGCAGUAUGGCAGCAUUUUACCUUCACACUGUGAGAUUUGAAAAACUAGUAUUGUGCUCAGACCAAAACACAGGAAAAGUUUUGUCCAGGUGUGUUUGCAAACGGUUGAGGAAACUCACACAGCUCUGAUUCCUCACUGCCUCCUUCUUUAAAGAUCCUGUGUGGAGUUUUGAGCUGGUUAUGAAACAAACUUUUAAUGAGUUCAUUAAUUAAUGAAUGCCUCAAUAUGUGUUUACCAAAAAAAUAACAACACCAUCAGCAUAAAGAUUUCUAUGUAGUUCUAUAAAAUGCCUGAGACUCGAGGGCUAGGUGUCAGAAGAGGCAACAAAAAGCCCGCUACAGAAAAAAAUAGUUUUAACAUUUUCUAUUUCAACAUUUUCCACAGCAGAUUCUUUAUGAGUGAUAAUAAAGCAGGAUGAGGGUUUUUGUCUAGUUACUGUGCACCCAUUGGCCUUGUUGAGGGCUACGCCCCUUCUAAAGAGGCUGUAGCCCUCAAAGCGGGUGGCCUGGGUUUAACUCUGUCCUGCAUGUCACUCUCUACUCCUGAUUCCCCCCCCCCCCCCC